UCUGCUCUGACAGACGCCGCCAGCAGGACGCUUCCAGCAGGUUCACCCUCAGACUUUCAGCCGCCGCAGCUACCAACACACCUUUCAGGCCUUUUCUACGGAGUUCGGUAGACAUUCACAGCCUGGUUUCUCUCUGAAUAUUAACGGAAAUGCCCACGAUAAAACUGCAGAGCUCUGAUGGGGAAAUCUUUGAGGUGGACGUUGAGAUAGCUAAACAGUCCGUCACCAUCAAGACCAUGUUAGAAGAUUUGGGAAUGGACGAUGAAGGAGAUGACGACCCCGUUCCCCUCCCUAAUGUGAAUGCUGCUAUCCUUAAGAAGGUGAUUCAGUGGUGUACCCAUCACAAAGAUGAUCCCCCUCCUCCUGAGGACGACGAAAACAAGGAGAAGAGGACGGAUGACAUUCCUGUCUGGGACCAGGAGUUCCUCAAAGUGGACCAAGGCACCUUGUUUGAACUCAUUCUGGCCGCCAACUACUUGGACAUCAAAGGCCUCUUAGAUGUCACCUGCAAGACAGUGGCCAACAUGAUUAAAGGCAAAACCCCAGAAGAGAUCAGGAAAACUUUCAACAUCAAAAAUGAUUUCACAGAGGAGGAGGAGGCCCAGGUACGCAAAGAGAACCAGUGGUGUGAAGAAAAAUAAAGCGGCUGAUCCUGCCAACACUACCACACUGACAAGGAUUGUCCCUGCUUACUGGUUGCACUGGCGUUGUUCAUACUUGUUAAUAUUCUCUGAAAGGAUAUCAGAUUCCACCUUGCUCUCUAGUUCCCUUCAUUUCUGUAUCCCAUUAAUAGCAUGACCAUUUUUAAAUCGCCUGUGUGGUGUCAAUAAAUCAAAGCUAAAACACCUAGUAUUGUUUUCACUCACUCCUAUUGUCCAUCUACAUAAAACCCAGUCCUGUUUUUCGUUGGUUUUUGCCCUUAAAGGGAUAAAAAUAAAUCCCUUCCUAUCAGAUUGUCUUUAGUUGCUCUAGAUGUUUUUGUUUUUUUUGUUUGCUUUUUGUUUUUUACUGGAGAAUUUACUUUGAGGUUCCUUGAUUCAAAUAAAGUAAAAAAAUUUUGACGACAGAAAAACAAGGGUGAAUGUUAUUUUGCCUGUACAAAUGCAUUGUUAGCUUGUUAAUUGGGGAAAAUGAAGUCAACACCAUCACAGCUUUAAUCCAUAAGGCAUUUGUGUAUUUAAUUUGACUCUCCUAGCUUAGCUGUGAUGCUGGUUUUUUUUAAAAGCUGGAUAAACACACUGAAGGAGAUAAUAAAGCCUUU
Messenger RNA from Cyprinodon variegatus (sheepshead minnow), 1261 nucleotides. RefSeq names its product S-phase kinase-associated protein 1 (gene skp1). Gene Ontology annotation, molecular function: cullin family protein binding. Gene Ontology annotation, cellular component: cytoplasm; nucleus. The transcript has 6 exons. The record is from RefSeq and is a predicted model, not a curated record. NCBI's taxonomy places the organism in Eukaryota, Metazoa, Chordata, Actinopteri, Cyprinodontiformes, Cyprinodontidae. Gene Ontology annotation, biological process: SCF-dependent proteasomal ubiquitin-dependent protein catabolic process. Bases 150 to 641 code for a protein of 163 amino acids.